AGAAGUAACAACAGCCAGUGUAGACAAAAAGAACUGCUUCUCCCUUCUUUCCCCUCCAAGGUCCUAGUGGAGAGCUAAGCCCAGCAUCCCAGACUUGUGUGACUAUACAGGCAAGCUUUUGGAGACUUUUAACUUCACUUUGGUACCCUAGCCUACAGCAGCUUAAGGUGUUGGCUUUCUAGGCAGACAGGAGGCUUUUAAGUAGCAAAGCUCCCUGCACUCAGCAAGCCCAACAUCAUGGGGAAGGGAGACGUGGAAGCACCACCCACCUCGGCCUACCGCUCUGUCAUGGAGGAGUAUGGUUACGAAGUGGGCAAAGUCAUUGGCAAUGGCUCCUAUGGGACAGUGUAUGAGGCUUACUACACAAAGCAGAAGGUCAUGGUGGCCGUCAAGAUCAUCUCGAAGAAGAAGGCCUCUGAGGACUAUCUUAACAAGUUCCUGCCCCGUGAGAUACAGGUGAUGAAGGUCCUGCGGCACAAGCAUCUCAUCAACUUCUAUCAGGCCAUCGAGACCACAUCCCGGGUCUACAUCAUCCUGGAGCUGGCUCAGGGUGGUGACGUUCUUGAGUGGAUCCAGCGCUACGGGGCCUGCUCUGAGCCCCUUGCUGGAAAGUGGUUCUCCCAGCUGACCCUGGGCAUCGCCUACCUUCACAGCAAAGGCAUCGUGCACCGCCUUUCUGCUGCUGGUAGGGACUUAAAGUUGGAGAACCUGCUGCUGGACAAGCGGGAGAAUGUGAAGAUAUCGGACUUUGGCUUCGCCAAGAUGGUGCCUUCUAACCAGUCUGUGCGGAAUAGCCCUUCCUACCGCCAAGUGAACUGCUUCAGCCACCUCAGCCAGACCUACUGUGGCAGCUUUGCUUAUGCCUGCCCGGAGAUCUUGCUUGGCUUGCCCUACAACCCCUUCCUGUCUGACACCUGGAGCAUGGGCGUCAUCCUCUACACUCUAGUGGUCGCCCGUCUACCCUUUGAUGACACCAAUCUCAAGAAGCUGCUGAAAGAGACUCAGAAGGAGGUCACUUUUCCACCUAACUAUGCCAUCUCCCAGGAGUGCAAGGUCCGGCUGCUCAUUGCCUGUGUGGCACAGUAGGGGGCCAGCUCAGCCAAGACCUCUCUCUCCCCUGCCCUAGAACCUGGUCCUCCAGACGCUACGCCAAGCCAACAAGCGUGCCACCAUCCUGGACAUCAUCAAGGAUCCCUGGGUGCUGAAGUUCCAGCCUGAGCAACCCACCCAUGAGAUCAGGCUACUCGAGGCCAUGUGCCAGCCCCCCAGCACCACUAAUCGUCACCAGUCCUUGGAAAUCAGUACCUGAAAGUGGCAGAGGGGGGAGGGGGGUUGAAAGAGGAGCAAAGCAGGAGGGUCUGGGGAUAAAAAUCUUUUAUACCAAAAAUAAAUAAAUCUAAUUCUGUUUUAGUUUCA
Molecule: messenger RNA, 1416 nt
Organism: Odocoileus virginianus texanus
Lineage: Eukaryota; Metazoa; Chordata; Mammalia; Artiodactyla; Cervidae
Gene: TSSK4
Product: testis specific serine kinase 4
Biological process (GO): intracellular signal transduction; protein phosphorylation
Cellular component (GO): cytoplasm
Molecular function (GO): ATP binding; protein serine/threonine kinase activity
Source: RefSeq, a predicted model, not a curated record